Molecule: messenger RNA, 2770 nt
Organism: Heteronotia binoei (common prickly gecko)
Lineage: Eukaryota; Metazoa; Chordata; Lepidosauria; Squamata; Gekkonidae
Gene: GPR12
Product: G protein-coupled receptor 12
Exons: 2
Coding region: 45-1049 (334 amino acids)
Biological process (GO): G protein-coupled receptor signaling pathway
Cellular component (GO): membrane
Molecular function (GO): G protein-coupled receptor activity
Source: RefSeq, a predicted model, not a curated record
UUCUCCUCUUCCAGAGGAGAAGCCAAGAAGAACGGGGUUUAAAUAUGAAUGAAGACCUGGAGGUUAAUUUAACGUGGCUGCCUCGGGAUCACUUAGAAGCCGGUGCCACAGAGAAUGUUUCGGCCGCUGUCACCUCUCUGGUUCCUGUCAGUGACCCCGAGCCUGAGUUUAUAGUAAAUCCUUGGGACAUUGUGCUGUGUACCUCAGGGACCCUGAUCUCCUGCGAGAAUGCCGUGGUGGUCCUUAUUAUCUUCCACAAUCCUAGUCUUCGUGCCCCUAUGUUCCUCCUGAUAGGCAGCCUGGCCCUGGCAGACCUCUUAGCGGGGAUUGGAUUGAUCUUCAAUUUUAUUCUUGCCUACCUUCUCCAGUCUGAAGCUACUAAGCUGGUCACGGUGGGACUAAUCGUCGCCUCUUUCUCGGCCUCAGUCUGCAGCUUGCUGGCCAUCACCGUCGACCGUUACCUCUCACUUUAUUAUGCUUUGACUUACAAUUCCGAGAGGACCGUCACUUUCACCUAUAUCAUGCUCGUUUUGCUCUGGGGAGCUUCCAUCUGUAUCGGAUUGCUGCCCAUCAUGGGCUGGAACUGCCUCCAGGACGAAUCCACCUGCAGUGUUAUCCGGCCGCUCACUAAGAAUAACGCGGCCAUCCUCUCUGUCUCUUUCUUGCUUAUGUUUGCACUCAUGUUGCAGCUGUACAUUCAGAUCUGUAAGAUCGUGAUGCGCCAUGCCCAUCAGAUAGCCUUGCAGCACCAUUUCCUGGCCACUUCCCACUACGUGACGACUCGAAAAGGAGUGUCCACUUUAGCCAUUAUCCUGGGGACCUUUGCUGCGUGCUGGAUGCCUUUUACCCUCUAUUCUUUAAUAGCUGACUAUACCUAUCCUUCUAUAUAUACCUAUGCUACCCUCCUUCCAGCCACGUACAAUUCCAUCAUCAACCCUGUGAUUUAUGCUUUCCGAAAUCAAGAAAUACAAAAAGCACUCUGGCUCAUCUGCUGUGGCUGCAUCCCUUCUAACCUUUCUGCGAGAGCAAGAUCACCCAGUGAUGUUUGAUUAAGUGAAUGGGGGGGCUUUGUUUAGGGCAUUGUGUUAUGUCGCUUUUGCUGCAUUUCAUUACAUUGUACAUAAAUGCAUACUCAGUCCACAGGGAGUAUUGGCCUUUGCAGAAAGAGGAAUCCUGCUGAUCGAACGAAACCAUCUUACGUUGUUCCAGGAGCAUUCUUGGAAGCAAGGUGAUCUUUUGCCAACUUCUACGUGUAGCUCAGGUUCUGUUGAUGUACAGCUAGACCAGUUCCCUUCAACCCAAUGGGUUGUUUCACAAGCAUUUGCUGUUCUUUCAAUGAAGGGGGCAGACCUUUGCACAGGAAAGGAUGUUAUGUGCAGAUCUGCUUUCUCCAUUGGAGUGAAUGAGGAGUCCACUUGCACUGGAGCUCUGGGUGUGAAUCAGAACAUGCGUGGGGCUCUUAAUCAGGGCCAAGUCUGCAACCCACAACCAACUUUCUGUAGAGCAGUUCCAUUGACAUUAGUAGAACUGUCUGUCAUGGGGUUAUUUCUGAUAUUACUUUUUAAAAGAGAUGUAUAACUGUUUCCGAAGAGUUGCAUGUGGUUCUUAAGAUGUGUUGCCGUGAUCCAGAGAUACUCAUACGCAGUAUGGCCUUGUGCUUAAGACAUUAGGCUGGAAUGUACUUCAUUGUUUGCCUUGCAAGACAGAUAAAAAUGCAUGGUGUAUUGAAAGGCCUGUUUCUGGGUAUACAUCACAAAGGAGAUGUGUGCAUUCAGGUGUCUGUUUGCAUAUGCUCUCUGUGCAUGGUACCUGAUCCUGCAAGGAACGCCAUGCGCAGAAGUUUGCUUAAAAUGUAACUUCAGAAGUGACCUCUGUUUUCCUAUCACUUCUCUGAAACAAGCAAAAAUUUAGCCUCUUUCCAAAUUGUUUACAUAAUUUCAAUCAAUUAUGCUGCAUGUAUUCCCCCCCUCCCCAAUUUUUUGGUCUUGGAAAGACAGAAAAGAGCCAGCGUUCCUGUUAAUAUAAGCCAAACUGUACAUCGAAUAGGGAUCUUUAGCAACCCUGUUAGCAUCGACUAAUUUUGUGCAACUAAUUUGCAAUAAAAGAGAUCCCCCCCCUUCCAGGAAUAAAGAUCAGUAUAUUCAGUUUCUCAAACGAAAUCUUUCAGGCAGUCUUGUCGUUAGUUAGCCACUCACCCACACACUUUGGGUGAGUAACAAUUCCUUCUGGUUGUGUAGUUUGCCAAACCCAGUAUUCAAGCCAUCCUGCGAGAUGUCGCUGCACACGAGCAGGCAUGCAGGCUGAUGACAAAAUUACUCAGUGAGCUGGUAAUUUCUUUUUAUAUCCAUCUUCCAGACUACAAGAGCAAUGUAAUGAAAUAACUUACUUAAAUUCAGGAGUUAACAUUUUCAACAUGAUCUGUGAAGCUUGUCAUAGGUUUUUGUGCAUUAUCUCUGUUUUGACCUCGAAUUCUGGAAUUUUGAUAUCCAUUCCAUUACUUUGCCUAGUGAAAUACAGAUGAAAUUGGUACCCUUUCUGGUUUUCUAGCAGUUCUGUACGUAAAUUCAUUACUUCUUUUGACGUGCAAUAAUAUAUGUAUGUCAUUCUGUUUCUUCCUAGGAUAUUAGUUCUUGUCUUGGAGGUCAUUGCCUUAACUAGUUAAACCAGGGGUUCCCAAUCUUAUUAAGCCUGCAGGCACAUUUGGAAUUCUGACACAGCAUGGUGUUUGCAGCAACAAAAUGGCUGCCACAAGAGGCAGGUCUAGCCACAA